GUCAAAAGAGCAACCUGCAGAAUCACAUCAUAUAAUGGAAGGAAUUGAAAAUUUUUUUUUUGAAAGUCUACGUAUCAAGCCCUCCUCGUUGGUACUCUCUAAGAUUGGAAACAAUACAGCAUUAAUCGAUGGCGAAGGAAAAUUAAAGAUAUUCAAAGGACCGUUAUUCUCUACAUCGAUCGCAUCACUUUUAAAACAGUUAGUUAUGUUUACUCAAUAA
This is a messenger RNA of Funneliformis geosporum, 220 nucleotides long. The record is from the annotation of a GenBank genome assembly. NCBI's taxonomy places the organism in Eukaryota, Fungi, Glomeromycota, Glomeromycetes, Glomerales, Glomeraceae.